AUGGUUGCUUUAUCAUCCGAGUGCACUAUCUGGUUUACAGUAUUCACCGCCGAGUUUGUUGCUAUAGUAACGGCGAACCUCCUUUCCAUCAUUAUUUUUAUAAAGAACAGAAGCCUUCGUACUCGCAGCAUGUACUUGGUUAUAAGCUUAAUCGUGGCUGACAUGUUGGCUGGAGGUCUUUCCGGGAGCGUGAGUCAGUUGGAUUUGCUGCGCAAUUGUCACUUUGUAAAUUCUUAUUUAGUAUAUCUGAAAGUUAAUAUCACUUUACGCAAUAUUUGGCUUUUCUUUCCCUUUGUCUCUCUGACAAACAUUGCUGUGAUUUCUUUAGAGCGAUUUCACGCCACGUUUCGUCCAUUUAGCCAUCGACUUAUCAAGAGAAGGGUCUACGUGGUGGCAAUUGUUGUUGUGUGGGUUUUUCCUGUUAUUACAGUAGUCAUUCGGGAUAUAGAAUGGAUUCUGAUUAGACAUCACCUGUACUUGUGGGAAUCACACUGUUGUUUAUGUUUAAUUGUUACCUUUGUUUCUUACACGUCCAUUCUCGUUAAGUUUCGAUUUGGAGCUCAUCCUCAGCGCCAUUGUGCAGCUGCUUUAAAACAAAGAAAACUGACUGUCACAUUGUUUAUAACAAUUUUAGUAUCUUUGCUGUUGUGGCUACCAUACGGUAUAUACCUUUUUGUUGCCUGGUUAACUGGUAUUUGUAAUUACAGUAUUACUUAUCCAGAAGGUGUAAGUUGGGAAGGUGUAAGUUGGGGUUAUUUAAUGCGUUUUUUGUUUUAUGCAAACUCUCUUGUAAAUCCCAUUUUAUACGCAAUCAGGAUGCCGGACUUUAAGAAAGCUCUGCUCUCAUUUUUCAGAUGUCAUCAAAGAGAAAAUGUUGCUACUGCACUAAAUCUUAACUAAGAGGGGGGGGUAUGGACAAAAUGAUAAUAGUAAUAUUUGCUAAUAUCACUAACAAUUUAGUGACCACAAUAUGAGUUUAAACCCUAAAAAGUGCAAGGCAAUGUUUAUUUAGUUAAUUUCAUGCAGAAUCAUAACUUUGUAUUGACAGCCAUCAUUAUUGGCAAUACCUUUGUGGAUCGCGUCCCCAUCUGUAAACUCCUCGGAGUGUAUAUCAGCAACUAUCUACGGUGGAACUGUCACAUCGAUUAAAAAUUUUUAGAAGGCCUCAAAGCGCCUCUUAGAAAAGUGUACAGUAUGUAAAUGCUUAGUAGUAAUAUAUAUGUAUAGCAUUGUUACAUAGUGUAAUUUUUGAAGCUUGUAUUUUAUCCCUACAAUUCCGUUUUUUAAAUGCAAUGGUGAUUUUUAAACAGUUUAUUGUAUUAUUAUUGUUAUUAUUAUCAUUUUUAAAAAACAUAGUGCACCUUGUAAAUCGCUAUGAAUUAAGAGAAGUUGAAGAGACUGUUAAUGUAUGUAUACAUAGAAGCAAAGGCUACAGUAGCCUAUAUUUGGAGGAAGUGUCAGAACAAAUAAAGAUUAGACAAGAAAUCUUUAAAAAGUGUGUUCAAUUGAGAAAUCAGCCUUUUAGAUAUGGAAAACCGAAUUUCGAAUUUUCCAAUGAAAAAGCGAGGUGGGUUUCAUCCGCCCUCGAGGUGAGAAAAUGCCCCCACCCAAUAUCUCUUUUAAGUUCGACAUUGGCUUUCUUAUCACGGCUGGCAUCAAUGAGUUUAAUGAUGUCCACAGAGUGAGAGAAAAAAAAAAGCCUUUAAAUUAGCAUUGCUAAAUUAAAACAACUUUUCAAAAGCAAACAAACCAUACAUUAAACUGAACUUGUGCAACUAUAUAGCACUUCCAGCGUAAAAAAAAAAAAAAAAAAAAAACAGAGAAAGAAGAAAAGAAUAGCAAUAAAAACGUCCCUCUGAUUUAAGGCCACCUGAUCGAGUGUCUUCUUCUGCAGUGGAAGCUCUUGAAGCUUUGAAACUCAAUUCUAGGCCACACAAUGGUCGGAAAACUCAAAUUUUGAGACUCCCGAAGGUGUCGUCCCGACUAAAGCAUGAGUUCCAAGCAAGAUAUGAAACCUUGCUUAAUUACUCCCUCUCGCCCCCACCCCUGGUCGAUUUGAAAAAUUUUGUUUAUAAGCUGCAAUGUUUUCAAGUUGCGGCCCAAAAAAAAAACAUGCAAAGAGUUUUGAUAUGAAAUUUGAUUUAAAUUUCCAAAGAGUUAUUAUUGCUAUUGCUCUGAAAAUCCCCCUAUCGUGGUACAAGGGGAGGGGGGGAUAGAAACCCCACCCCCUAGAGUUUUCGUUUUGUGGCAGUAUUGCGAAACGAUUUUAUUUUCAGUGGAAAGCCUUUUAUCUUCUCUAAAAGACACCAACAAUGGUUGCCAUCUUGCCCACCGUCUUGGAUUUCACCAAGAAUUAGAAGUCAGGUUAAAGCCGAGAAAUGGUGAUUUUUGUUGGGCUUGACAUGAAACAUAACACACAAAUAAGCACUUUGUAUGAUUUUAGCCACAAUAUUUACUUUUAUUGUUGAAAAAAGUUGAAAAAACAUUACUUGUACUUUCACUCAAAAAUGGCUUGACCACCUCCUACUUAUGAAGUCAUAUCUCGUAGCCCUAGAAACUGACCAUUACUGAACUUGACCCAAAAUGCGCCUGUACGAUGAACGAACAGCUACUGGACACGUCAGGUGCUGAUGUUUUAUCCUCUAAGAGAAAACUCAGAUCAGCAAAACCUUAGAGGGGUGGCAUCAACUCCCACUUGCACCUCCGAAGGUUAAAAUUACGCGCUCAUCUUUUAUCUUACGAAGUCGUUGCACUUCGUGCAAGUGCAUGACAAUAAGCCCAAUCUGUUCCCCCUCGACCAAAAAAGAGGAAGACUGAAAACAUGGGCGAUUGAAUUUUCAUUACUUGCGACCACGAAAUUAUUAUUUGUUGUUCAAAAAUGCCAAAAGAAAAUAUCAACUGAAAUGGUUGCAUUUUUUCCACUUGCCGUAGCAAUAUGAUAUAUGCCACAUAAUCUUUAUAUUUGUGUUGUAUUACAACUAGAUUAUCGCCAUGGCCAAUUUCUCGAUAUUCGUCCCACUGAUCUAUCACAUACCAAUGACUUUCGGCGUUUUGCCUAGCUUUUCUAAUAAAACUUUUUACCGCUAUGGCGGCUAUUUUGAAUUAAUGAGAUUUAAGGAGUGUUAUAGGACCAUGUGCACGAUUCGAUAUACUCGCUCCCUAUUUACGCGCGCUUUUCGGACCAAUCUUCUUUAAGUUUUCCAAGGAAAAGAUUGUCAUGGGAAAAAAAGAUCGUUGUGCCGUGUUUGGAUGUAAUAAUGAUCGCCUUUUUCCCGAGAAAUAUACAGUGAAGUUCUCUUUUUGCCCAGAAAGCGCGCGUAAAGAAUAAGCGAGUGCCCCCUGGGGAUACCAUAAGUAAAGGUAAAGGCGCACACGAGCCAAAGGCCUACAGGGACGGAGUUUCUUUCCAGUUUAAUUCCGUGGCAUUUUGGAUGGGAUGAAAGUCUAUUGCAGGGUUACCCCCCAGCAGUAUGUCGCCGGUGCCCAAUUAUACACCCGGGUGAAGAGAGACAAACUGGAGUAAAGUUCCUUGUCUAAGGAAACAACGUGGCGGGCGAGGCUUGAACCCUGGACCUCCAGAUCCAGAGUUCGAGAUGUCAACCGCUCGGUCACGUACCAUAAUGCUCCUUACAUCUAAUAAAUACAAUAUGGCUGCCUUAUUGGCAAAAAGGUCUAUUUUGAUCCACGGCUCAUGAUAGCGUGCCUCCUCUGGCAGGAAAAACGUGGUAAUAAUAGCAUCCCUGAUCUCGGAGUAAAGGCAAAACAUCAGCUAGGUGAAAGUAAUCUUAACUAUAUCAGUGGACUUUAACAUGAUGUUAUUAGGAUGUAGACUGCGGAUCGUUAGACCACGCGGUAACUUAUAUUCUGCUUCAAGGGCGGAUCCAGGACUUUUUUUUAGGAGGGGGUGUUCUAUUCUCUUGCUCUACUUCAACACCAAUAAACCACAUAGUUUUUUGUUUUUGCAGAAUACCAGUUGUAUUAGAAUUUCGCAGGUCAUCUCGGGGGGCGCACCCCCUGCACCCUCCCCAUAGAUCCGCCCCUGUGCUUUUCCUGGUUUUACAGCUCUUUACUUACCUGAAUCUCUCUUUCCUCAAGGAUAAAAUAUCAGCACCUCACGUUUUCAGUAGCUGCUCAUCCUUCGAGCACAUUUUGAGACAAGUUUAGCGAUGGUCAGUUGCUAUAAUGACGACACAUGACGUAAUAAGAAGCUGGUGGUCAGUGGUCUUUCAACAAUAACACUAAACCUUGUCGCUAAAGUCAUGUAAAGUGUUUAUUUAUGUGUUAUUUUCAUGCAAAGCACAAAAACUACCAUUUCUCGCAGGUUUAACCUGAUUCUUGCAGCCUCCUCCUCAGGCGCUUCGUUUUUCGCAUGGCAGAGGCGAGCGCGAAACGAGUGACUGGUGAUACACCGCAAGGGACCAUGGGAAGGGUACAGACGGCAGGCGAAGCGCCUGCCAGAUCUUGUGUCGUUUUCUUGGCAAAAAGUCGUUUUCUUGGCACGGCCCAAUUUUUGGUCUUUUCAAGUCUUGGAAGCGAUCAAUUGUUGUAAACAUUGUAAACUUUGAGUAGACAGGUGAAUGGCUCAAAAUUUCAAAACCUGAGGUAGAAAUAACCGACAGGCUGCAAAGGAGUCAGAUUCUGCUGGAUUCUUACGAAUCGAAGACCUCUAACAAAAUAUUUGAUGACUUGACGGUAUCGGGUAAGUCUUAUAUUUUAGUGUUUGACUUGUCGUUUAUUGCAGAAUCCGGAUAAGUAAAGUACAGCGCCGGCGAUUAUGAAUCUAUUUUUCGCUCUUUUAGGCCAAAUCCACCGAACAACGAGCAAGUAACCUUGUGAAUUGAAAGAAGUGCAAGGCCUAGCUAGAUUGUGCAAGGUCAGGAGUUGAUUAUCAAGACCACAUUAUGUCCUUACACCAAGAUUUAAGUCUGCGACGUUACUUACUAUGAAACCAGGGACAGAUGGAUAUAUUUCAGUAGACGCUUUUGACAAAAUAAAUAAAAAUGCAUAACUUGUUGAAGCUUAAAAUUCCUAACUCUCGAUAUAAGAUCCCUAGAUUCUCGAGAGAUAAGUAAUGAACUUUAUUUUCGGAUCAGGGAAGGGGUUGAAAAGAAGGAAGGUGCCAGCAUUGAUCAAUCCAUCAUUUUGGACUACCUCUCUCCAAACUUGAUGAGGGAAGCAAAUAUAAAGGCAGUCUUUUCUAGCUUAAUUUUUUUAGUAUUUGAAAUACCAGGUUAAAUACUAGGUGAGCUUUCACACGAAAACUUGAUAUCUUCACAUGUGAAAAUAACAUGUUAAGUCACAUGUGAAAAUAUGACCUUUGCUAUGGCUACAUAAUGAAUCGCGCCUUUCACACCCAAAAACUAUUAAAGUGAAAUGGUUUGGUAUUUCAUUGGUGUUUAUAUAAUAAAUGGAACAUUACAUGGCCGCUUGGAGAUACGAAAUUUCUCUUCUCGUGUUGAAAAAAUAUUUCACGUGUUCGCUGCGCUCACACAUGAAAUAUUUUUCAACACCACUCAGAGGGAAAUUUUGUAUCUCCGCGCAGCCAUGUAAUAUCCUCUAUAUAUUGUACAAUAAUUAAUGCUAAAAUAUAUUUAUCGAUUUUAUCUUUUGUAGGAGAUUUUGUUAUUGCUAUCAUUAGUUUUAACUUUAUUUCAUUUUAUUUAUGGGUGUAAAAAAAUAAAAUAUUCAUAUUCCUUGCGAUUUGAUUCGAUUUCGAGUAUUGCCUUUCGAUUUCGAUUAUUUUGAUUCGAUUAUGUAAAUGUUUCUUAAUUCUUAUAACAUAAUGUGUAAUGUAAACAGUAUGCAACCCUAAAUCCUCAAUAUAAGAAUAGUAACAGAGACAGGAGGAUUCACAGUCGCUUGGUUCAUCGCCAUGUUUGAGAACCUGACAAAGAGUGUGUUGCAUAUGGUUAAUUGCCUUAUUUGGAAACUCUCAAGGGGAGGUUGAAGGACAGCAUUUUUGCCAGGCAACUCAAAAUGGCGCACAAACUGCUAUCGUCUUUGCUCGUCAAUCAAAAACGCACAUUAAAGAGUUCUGGAUUCUUAUUUUACAAUAUAUUAACUCACUGAGGGCACCCUGGAAAAGGUGUGCAAAAACCGAACCAAAAUCGAGAUGCGGAAGCAAAGAAUCCUGAAUUGAACUGAACAGUCAUGAUGACAAUUAAUCGAGAAUUUGAUUAAUUGUUACACUACUAAUUUUAUUUACCUAGAUGUCUGGCAUGAUGGCACCCCUAUUGCAAGACUAAAAAUGUUUGAAUAAAGGUUGAAUAAACUACAUAGUUCAGUUAAAACACAAUGAUUCAAUGAUCACACUACUACAUCUCAUUUAAACUCCAGGUCUGUGGUCUCAAUGUAACUUUAUUGGGACACACAGAUGUAAAAGAAGGGGGAAAGGCUUAACCCUUUUUUAACAGAAGUCAGUUCAAUGACAACGUAACAUGCCCGUUCAAUAAUCUCAGUAGCCCAUGGACAGCAAUUUUUUUCUGAGGGGAAGGGGCAACUGUACACAUGCUUUUAUCGCAGUAUUAGUUCAAAAAACACACAUCAACCUAAUUUCCAUUGUCCAAAAUAAAGGAAUUAUAGGAGCAAAGUAUUUUAUUACUUUGGGCAAGACAGAUUGAGUUUAAGUUGGAUUAGGGGUGCAGGUUUUCUCUUUUGCUGACCAUAGCUCAAUGACCUGACCACAUCUCAGUUCAAUAAUCACGGCAGAAAUUCAGAAAACAUACAUCAAUUCAAUGUCCAGUGACACUACUUUAAGGAAUAGGAGCAAUAUUUUUUAUUUCUCUGGGUGAGGUGGAAGCUAUGGAAAGUGGUGAGGGUUUUGAAUGGCUGAGCUUCUGGUCCAUACUUAAAACAGCUGGCAUUGCAUUGCUUGACACUGUUAAUAGACCUGACAUCAGCCUAAUAAUAGUGUAGUGUAGUGUUUUUCACUGCAUAUUCUUCCAGUUUGUCCAGGGGCCUGUUUUUACUGUUCUUUCCAUUAGAUGCUUGUAUCUUGAUUGUAAUUUUGUAGUUAAAAUUUCUAGGAAGGGGGUUGGGGGUUAGUAGUUACGCAGAACCAUCUAUACUUAUCUUAACGUUUUUUGCAUUUCAAGGUAAUUCUGUGUCCAUUGAUAAUUAUUAGAUGAUCUUGUAUUCCUCUGCAACUCCAAAGCAGGUCAAAAACUACCCCUUCAGAAGACUUUUGAGGGGAAUUUUAUGCUACCACACGUUUGCCAAUAAAAAGUAAGUAGAAUUUAUUUACAAAGGGCUGUGCAUUCAGUGACAAGUCUAGUACCCAGUGAGGUAAUCGAACAAUAAAAAAUACAAUUAAAAAAAAACCUGGAGCUAGUUUUGUGGCUGUUUUUCCGGUACAUAAGCUUACAUUGUCGAGCAAAUGAUACACAAUGCGAAAUCCUGAGACAAAAAAUUUAACAGAUUUAAAAAACAUUUUAUCAUCUAUUUCAUAACAUAACUUAGAGGUCUUGAGACUAGACUGGUUUGUUGCCUUUUCGAGUACUCAAGAUACAGCGUGCAGCAAAUAGUAUUUUAAAGCUUUACAAAAUAUUUGGCUUCAUUUGACUGUUGCAACAAUUCUCAGCUCGCCAUUUUUCACUUCGACUGAAGAGAUCGUUUCAUCACUGGGGACCUUAACAGAAACGAUUACUAACUUACUAACUUUCCUGACCGGCUGUUACCUUGGCGUGCGGCAGUUUCAUUAAAUUAAAGGCAGUACUGUCCCGUCCGCGGCUAGUAGUUUUUCGAUAUAAAGUUCGGUAGUAAACAUUAUGUAGUUCGGUAGUAAAUAUUAUGAAGCUUGAGUCCAAUGUGUGGGGUGAAAACAGCUUUCUCUUCACACACACGACGUGGAUAGGCAAUGAUUUGCUCUAAAUUCGCAAAUGAACAGGACUGAACUUAUUUUAAAAAUUGUAUAUUGGUCCGCCAUUACUCUUGCCGCCAUCUUGAAAGUAAGAUCUGCCAGACGUCUCGCCCGUUGUCUCCUUCCCGCCUUCCUUUGCGCGCACAUCGAGAGAGACGUCUGGGUACGACGCAGUGAUUCUUGGUAAAAUCCAAGAUUGGGGCCAAGAUGGCGACCAUUGUUGGUGACGUCACAGGCCAACAACUAAGCAUAAAACCAAAUAUUUGUUUUCUUGGCCAAAUAACUUUAAGUUUUUGUUCGGCGCAAAAUGUAAAGUUCACAACGUCACAAGGGCUGAAGACAGCAAAAAAGGGUUAAAUGAGUUUUUUAAUUACAAAGUCAAUCCAACAGACAGAGCUUAAGAGAGGGAGCUUAAGAGAGGGAGUAUAACAUUUAAAAACCAUUUUCCGUUUCCUUGGGGGGGCAAAUUAACGGCUGAUUUUCCGGUAGUAUAAACCUUUUCUAUUUGCCAAUUGCCAAUUGCCAAUUUUUAUCCUUUGGUGGAUAGAUUAUUAGAUUUUUUAAAAUUUUAUUCUUCUAUAAAGGAAGCAAUGAAAGGGUAAAAUCAGGCGUGUAAGACCAGGAAUGAAUGGUUUCAUCCCCUUAAAAAUAUCUUUUACGCAGGCAAAACGUGUAAAAGACCUUGCUUUUUUGCGGUGGCAAAGCAAAAAAAAAUGCUUUCAUUUAUCGCUCAGUUUUUGACGCUAAAUGUCGUCUGAAAAGCAGCCUGGUGUUUUUCUUUGUGUGUUUUUGUUUUUGUUUGUUUUUUUUUUUUUUAAGACAUAACUCGUCAGUUAGCUAAUACAUAAAAAACCCUCAUAAGUUUGAACAGUCAAAAUAGUGGUUGGAAAAUCGUUUCAAUGGAUAAAAAAGCGAAAUUUUGAGCGAUGUUGUAGGAUUGUUCAGUUCACCGUUUACUCUAGACUUUCCCUUCUAAUAAAAGAAGGAAAAAGACGACAAUUUAUCCUAGGUAAGGUAAUGGGAGAUAAUAUUAUUUAUUUAAAAUUAAUCCCUGCUUAUAUCUAGCGAAAUAUGGCUAAGCAAUAGAUAAAUCCAAAAUUACAAACCUUAAAUAAAAAGGAAUGUGUGGGUUUCCUGUUGAGCUCUUACUCAAUAGUCAGUACAUGGGCGUUUAUGGCUACCUACUCAACGGAGAAUUUAAAAUUGAUUAACCCUUGUGAAGCCCGAGUUCACGCAGCUACGCUGGCUAGCUCACACAAUAUUUCGUACGUUGGCUGCCGUUUUUCCUGGCUAUAUGUAAUUUCAUUUUUUAAAUCUGGCGACUCCCUGGAGACCUCUUUCUUUCUUUUUCCUUUUUUUCUUUUUCUUUUUUUUUUUUUUUCUUUUUGUUUUGUUUUGUUUUUGUUCUUUUUGCUUUUGGUGAUAUUGACAUGAAGAGCAUGAUGUUUCCUUUUUUAAGAGAAAAGCUCUAAAACUCAGAAAUAAUUAACUUUUGAGUAAUGAUCGGUGAAGCAUAUGAGUGCGAGCAGAGUAGCAUUAUUUUUUAAUCAGAAGUAACAUAGUAUUGAGACGCAAAGGAGGCCAAGAAUGAAACAGCUUUUUCUUUAAAUUAUGAAGCGGUUCGGUAAUUAUCUCUAUUUCAUUACUUUGCCUGAACAAGAUCUAAAGAACAGAUGUUUUUAUCUUGGUGGUAAACGAGAGAGCACGUCUUAAAAAGAGUUGAUCUUAUUGGUUAAUACUCUGGUAACAUGUUUUUUUUUUCUCCAGAUUAAUUGAUGUUAUCCUCGGUCUAAACAAGUUUACCACCCUGCUUCUCGAAAGAAUCACUUACCUGCUACAUGUAGAAGAAAAAGGUAAAAACUAAAUAGUCAUGUUUUCUUUAUAUAUCGCAGGUUUAUCUUAGGCUAUCAGGGGCGUAACCAGCCCAUAGACCUGUAGGCCCGGGUUUACAAAUUUUUGGUUUGUUCACUCUAUCGCUUGUAAUGAAUUAUGCCUUGUCGGGGUGAGCUAAAAAGGAUAAGAGCUCAAAUUGUUGGUGAGGUCAGCGCGAACUAGUCUUACGAGCAGUUUUUCAGGAUAUGUAGAAAUCAUGAAAGUCAGCCAUGCCUACAACCAACGAAAAGCUAGUUACUACCCUGGCUAUAGUUCUCCAGCCUGCAUUUGUGGGUGACUGCUUCAACUUCAAGCGGUUUAUUAUCGACAGCUGCCAUAAAAAGGGCAGAAAAUUUUACUCUGACCCCUUGUUCUCCCGAUAUCAUAGUGCACUACUGAGUGUUGCUCCAAAACAGGCCAGCUUACUAUUAAAUAAAGAAAGUUCAGUAUGCUUCGGAUCUCCUGUUGCUAUUCUGAAAAUGCAUGUCUUUAAUAGGUUUAGACACUUCCAGCAUUUCCAAAACUGAUGAAAAACGAAACGACUUUAUGCCUCUAAAAGCAAACGUAAGGUUAAGCAGACCUAAAGCACAACAGCAUAUUCUAAGGAUUUGAAUAAAACUGAACUUGUAUAACGGCUCAAAAUAUAUUUCAAUGGCUUUAGGAAGCUUAGUUCUAAAAGGCUUUUUGAUGAAUGUUUAAGAUAUGCGCUCGCCGAGAUAAAUUGGAAGUGGUCAAGCCAAUAGCUUCAUCAAUUGUCACAACUUUAAUAAUACUACUGUCCACGAUCUUUGUGGGGUAAAAUGGCCAAUCUCCUUUUGACCUAAACCAUUUCCUUUAGUUUAAGAUUAAUUCAUAGUCGCCAACUACUGUUUGCCUAAAUCAGAUAUUGACGUCAACUUUUUUAAAACAGCAGUAACAUGGAGACUGGUCGGGACUUUUUCCAGCAUAAAACAGUCAGAAGAGCUCGAGAUAAAGGGGGGCUAGCAAUUCGUUUAUAUAAAUGAGAAAAAGUACUAGACACGAUACUAGUAUUUUGAGCGAUUUGGGGGAAUUUGAAGACGUUCGCCGUCUAUUCGUUAGUGCGCCUCGUCUGAUAUAAGAAAGCAAAAGACGACAAUUUGCCGUAAUAAAGGUAAUAGAACAUUUUUUUAGCAUUGACCCAUGGAGGUAUUUAAGUGAAUAUGGCUAAAAAUGAAAAAGAAAUAAAUAAAUAAGGGUGUUAAACUCAUUAAACCUGUUUUAAACUCACAAACGGUUACACUUAAAGAUUGAGUGGAUUCCCUGUGUCACUCGGCCAUUUCACUCUGAUUUUACAAGUGCAAUACUAGGAAUGGUUUUCUACCUACACUUCCCAAGCCACGGACGGAACAAGGAAGACAGACUACGUAUUUUAGAGCUUUUAACGAUUGGGCUUUAAUUUUUCCUACCUAUUGAACUUAAAAGACCAAUCACGGACAUGAGUUUUAAAAGAAAUUUGAAAAGAUUUUUAGGUAAUUCUUCUUAGGUUAGCUUUAUGUACAUAUUUUUGCAUAGUUCUUAAUUUUUAUACAACUCAUUUUAAUAAUUCAUUUUAGGAUUUUUAUUUUUAUUUUAGUUUAAGUAUUUUAAUUGUAAUAGAGACCCUCCUGAAAACCACUCUUUGUGAUGGAGGCCUCCUCUUGAAAUAAGUAUUUUGUUAUCAUUCUUCUUCUUAUUAUUAUUAUUAUUAUUAUUAUUAUUAUUAUUAGUGGCUUGUAUUCAAGGUAGAUAGAUUGUAUUCAAGUCCAUCCUUUUUGUCAAGGAGAAUACAAAAAUUCAUUGAUUGAGAUUGAUUGAUUUUUUUAGUUCAAGUUUAUGCAUCUCGUUUGCCCAAUAAUUGCCAACGGACCUCCUUUAAUGUCUCUUAACGACUUGUUUACUCGGUAGGUAAUAUUACAAGAUUACCACGGAGAGCGUGAUUGUUUUUGAACUGUGGUGAUAACUUUGUAACUAAUAAUAGGCCCAGCAGACAUUAGGAACGCGAGCAAUUGAGCAUAGAAACAUUUCAUCAACAGUAAAGUUUAUUUUAGACGCAAGGCCCAGAAAGCAGCCGGCAUUUCUUUCAACUAUAAUGCGACUCAGUAAUUAUCUCUUUUUUUAGUUUGCCUGUGCAGUAACACAUCAAACCUUAAAAACAACACAUCCCCCCUGGAAAUUAACCAGGCUACCCCAAAUGCAUACCAGCUAGCUGAUGUGUCGCAACAAGACGACACACAGCUAGACACAAGCCCCCCUCAAUUUGAAGGAGACACUGAGCUUUGAAAAUUUCAGUAAAUCCACUGUUCAGCACAACCAGGCUCUUUAAAACAUCUCCAUCCCAAGUUUAGUAAUGGCCAGUUGCUAUGGUUACAAGAUAUGAAGUCAUAAGAAGCAGGUGGUCAAGCCAAUUUUGGGUGAAGAUACAUGUUUUUUCAACUUCUUUCAACGAUAAAAGUAAAUCUUGUGGCUAAAAUCAUGCAAAGUGUUUAUUUAUGUGUUAUUUUCAUGCAAAGCAAACAAAACUACCAUUUCUUGCGGUUUUAACCUGAUUUCUAAUUCUUGGUAAAAUCUAAGAUGGCGGCCAAGAUGGCGACCAUUUUUGGUGACGUCACAAGCCUCCAGCAGCGCAACCACCUAUAAAAUAUACCUCAUCUUGUUAAGAAGAUCAAAGGCUUUCCUCUAAAGGUAAAAUCGUUUCAAAAUACUGCAACAUAUCAAAAUCUCUAGAGAGGGGUUCCAUCCACCCAACCCCCGCCUCUAGUACCACGGUGGAGGUAUGAAUUUGCGUGUACGUCCGAGGGUCAAAAAGAGCGACCCAAAAGUGUUUUACAUGGUCCGUCAUUUCAAUCAUCACCGAAAAUAAAUAGCAUGCUCAUCACAAGACCUAUUUGCAUACAAUGAAAGUUUACAACACUCGGCCAUCGCAAUUUUGCUAAUUAAGAUACUCAUUUUUUUUUUUCUGACCACUCAGUAGUGUUCACUUGUUCCAAACUAAUCAACGCUUUCAAGCGAUAUAAUUCGUGGACCAACACGUUUCGGAAAAACUCGUACUUUAAUCUUUCCUAAGCAUUCUCCGCAAAACAUGCGUAGCCUCGAUCACGCAACGAUUCUUAGUCCCUACGUUUCCACGGUCUCCGCAAGGGACGCCUGGCACAAUAGCCCGCUAUUUGUGCACAAAAUACGACGAAAAAUCUUGGAGGGAGGUACAUCCAGAAAACAAAAUGGGUGGGGGUGUGCGGCAAGCUUCCUGAAACCCUUACUGUAUUUCAGACCAAAAUCUGGGAUUUUCCCUACCCUAUUUGAGACCUUGAUAAAAAAUUUGAUACCCUAUUUCAGACCUGAAGCACUGGAGGCCGGCGCGUAACAAGCUUUUACGGCGCGCACACGGUAGUUGGCGUAAACAUUAUAAGGGAAAUCGACUUAUCGCCAAUUACAAAUGAUGAAGAAGUAGCUAACAGGUCUAAAAAACAUACCCAAUUCAAGACUAGAGUGCACAAACCAUACCCUAUUUCAGACCAAAAUGGCUAAAAAAACCACAAUUGCACCCUUUAGCGCCGCACAUACCUAUACAGCUUAUAUAAGGGGCGAAUUGCAGGUUAUGAGUCUCGCUGCUUACGCAAGCGACACUGACAUCACUGCUUAUGCAAGCGAGACUGACAAGCGAGCAAUUUACAUUUUUUUAAAGAGACUAAGGGCUUUAUCAAAUUUAAUUUCAGAUCUCUCCCCAAGUAUUCGUCUUUUCCUGCAACGUAGUUGAUAGCAGUCUCCUCCUCUACUAACAACGAAAAACAGACGGCGUCUAAACCGGUCCCCAGUUCAUUAAGGUAAGCUUCACUUCUUAGGGCUGAGUUUCUUUGCACAGAUCAAUACUACAACUUCGAUUAAUAUACAAAAUACACUAUCAAAGUUAAAAAUGUGGCUUACUUCAAAGAAAGUGUGCCUGAGAGUAUUCAAAAAGUUUUUUUCCUUAGGAAGAUAGAUUGAUAGACUUUUAUUUUAAUCUUACUGGCGUCAAGUAGAGAUCUUAUACAGGAAAUAACCGAAGCGGGAUUAGCUCAGUCGGUAGAGCGCGUGAAUGCAGCGCGGGAAGUCGCGGGUUCGAUUCCCGGGGCCGGACCAAUACUCAGGAUCUUAAAAUAACUGAGAAAUGAAAGUACUCCCUUUGCCUUGCAAAAGGUUAGACCUUCGUGUGGCUCGGAUGACCACGUAAAAUGGCGAUCCUGUCUCCGGCAGGAUACGUAAAAAACAGUAUCCUCAAUUAGUACUUUCGUGCUAAAUACAUUGACAGUCAAGUAAGGUGCAUUUUUAUUAUAAACCUUGUUAAUGCAAUUCUAAACUUUAAAGGCUACUUUGAGUCGACCAUGAGGCUUAGCUUGUUUCUAUAUACAAAUAAAGAAAAAAAAACCGUUCCCAUCUAUCGCUCUGUUUUUGACGCCGAAUGUCGUUUGUGAAAAGCACCAUGAUGUUAUUCUUGAUAUAAUCUGUCUGUUUGUUAAUCCUUCAGUUCUGAUCAUGAAAACAACAUGUUUAUCUCGUUCAUCUACCAUGUUUAAAGUGUCUUUUACUUAUAAUUGGGGCAGAAAUUAUUCGAAUUAUGUAGAAAGUACAGAGAAAAAGCAAGACUGGACGUGCGUUUCAUGUACUCUCAUUUUUCUCCUUAUCAAAUUUACAGACAAUUAAAAGCCAUAUUACAAUUGACUUGCAUUUGAGGUUUUGACUAAAAACGUUUUGCAUACAGUGUAUUUGCAGUUUCUUUUAAACACAGAGGAAAUUCUAGGAUGGGACAUCUUUGAAAGCAGUUGUUAAUCACGAAAGAGUCCAAUCAACAGAUCUUGAACUUAAUCCUUUGUAAGGGUACAGAUUUUGAGAGAGUCGAGGUACACAGGAAGUCGAGUAAGGGGUUAAACAACGGUUUAUUCCUAAGCUUCUUGGUUCUUCUAAGUUCCACGAUUUUCUUUGAUUUACUAAGAUUUUCCAAGCGAAGUUAUGCUUACAAAGUGGCUGUAUUUAUACUAAACUAUUAAGUUAAGUAGUUUCUAAGAAAGCUCAAUACUAUUCUUAUGUGUAAAAAUAGGUGUUAGGGGGUGGUAGAACUGAUAGAAAAAAUAUCGUAUCUCUAUAGCCAAAUUAGUAUACAAGGAGGUAAAACGGUGGUUUAAAAGAAACCAAAUUUUCCUAAGAUUCUGUCGAAAGUAACCCUAGUUUGAAAAUAGGAAAGUAAGCAAAAUUUAGCUGAAAAUAGCCCAAAUGAGAACAAAGAACAAAAAAGGUGUUCGGUUGCCUAAGCCCAACAAGAUUUAAUGACAUAAAUAUGAUUAUGAUUCAAAUUUGGAAACGAAAGCGAUAACUACCUUCAGGUUUUAAUAAACGAACUUCGUUUACAGAACACGCUUAUUUUACCAUUCCACAGCUGAAUACAUAUACUAAGGGAAGUUAUUAUUUCUAUCUACCGAACUUGUUUCUAUGAUUCUUACGUAAGCUUGAAGGGGUUUUUCUUAACCUCAGUUAGACUAGUUUAAUUGCCAAAGACUAAAACCACACUAAUCUUAUGAAGUUUCCUACAAUUAACCAUGCGCCCAACUUCUAUUUUUUAAUUGAUCCAAACACCAAUAAAGAGGUCGGUGAAUAAAUCUUUAGCCAAAGACUUAACUAACCAGCAAACGUUUGCUAGUAGAAUCUAAAGUGUGUCCAGCUGUUCUGACAGCUUGUAAACACCAUCCUUUGUCCCUUAACAAAAGAUAUUUGAGAUAUGAUGGAACUUUUGAUUUCUGAACCUACCUAAAAAUGAACUUUUGUAUAUCCCUAAAUAAAGGUAAAUGCCCAACACCAAAAUAAAUAGAAUAAACUGAAUAAAUAUUAAUGAUUACGAAGAGAAGCGCAUACAAUAAAGCAGACUGAGCAAAAAUGUACCCUCUAGCAUAUUAUUCCCCCCUUUUACGUUGACCAGAGAAAUGUUGCGACUGCAAUUCUUGUCUAAUUAUCUGAGUAAUUUCUUCUCUUCCUAGAAACGUCUCUGAACUGUUUUCUGUGUUAUCGGUCGCCAACUGCUCAUCACAUGCAGCCACUCAGUAAGUUCACCAGUUAAUCUUAAUCUUGAUAACGCGCUUUAAAUUUCCUCUGUCCUGUCUAGGGGCUUUUCGCCGAGGAGUAUUGUCUCCUUAAGUUUUGCGCACGUCUCUGCUUCGAAAAAUGUUUUUGGUCGCUGCAAAACUGGGUAGUUUUUUUUUUGGUUUUUUUUCUUUUUUAAAUUCAGGUUUUAGGCCGUCUAUAAAUGUCGCUCGACUGGUAGUUCUAAGCGCAAACAGAGUUUUCGUAUUUCGGAUGCAAACUGUGCUACGCUCUCAUUUUCACUUUGCUUUUUAUUUAGAAGUUGUUGUCUUAACAGCCAGAUAUCUGAUUCUGAAAGAAAUUGCUUGAUCAAUGCUUCACAGACGUAUCAAGAAAUGGUCUAUUGUACCGGGUCUAAUUCACCAAAACAAUAGCCUUUUGUCCUAGGUGUUGCUGCCGAAAACAGACCAAACAGUCUGUGCAUGAUGGUUUAAUCUUCAGCGCGACAAAUUUGUAAUAUUAGGGGGAAGGAGAGAGGUUUUUUGCCUUGAUGCGCUGCUAUUUUAACUGGGAUACUAAGGGGAAAGUUUCACCACGAGACGCUCAUUGUCAAGUAAAACGUAGGAGCGUAAACGUCUUCUGUUUGCUCAUCUAACAUGUAACUACUACUAGACAUGAUAAAUUAACAAGUGAGAUUUAUUGCGGCACACAACGCAGGAGUGUGUAUUUUGCGAGUCGAGCGGAAAAAACCGUUUCACUUUUGAUCGGAUCCGUCGUGAUUUUAUACUGAGCGCUCUGAACAAAAAAAUAUAACUUCAGAAAUACUUUACAGAGAACGUCCUUAAACCGUUAUUAAGACAAGCUCAGUAUUAUUUGUGCGUCCUACAUUUAAAGGUGCGAUCUUUGAGUGUAAUUCAUGCCUUUUACUAAUUUUAGUGCGCGCAAAAUGCGUCCGGUAAUUCUCUUAAAAAAAUAAAAUUAACAAAUGAGUUCUACAACAGAUUAAACGACUUUCAUUCUUAUUCUUACCCAAGCGGCCUAGAAUACGUUUUCACCAUCUUUGUAAUCCGCAAAUUUUUCCUGCUUAAAAAAUAAUUCGACUUUUUAUGUGCUCAACUUCAUUACCAAGGGAAAAAAAAAGAGAAAAGAUUUUAGUCUUUAGUUCAUUUUUACUUUGAUCAUAGGUUUUGCCCGCCAAAAGCGUCGAUGAUGAGAACCAAACAUUUGCUUUGCCAGUGAACAAGAGCAGAAGAACUUCAGCUUUUUGGACAUUUGUAAAUCUUUAAAAGGUUGCCGUUUGAUCAAGCUGUCUCAGAAACUGUUUUACAUCUUCACCUGAAUAUGAUCUCCUGAGAAUUUUGGUAAGUGAAUGUCAUUCGCCGUUAGAAAAGAAGGAUGUUGCACCUUUCCUGUAGAUUUUGCUAGCUCCUCAAUCAGCUCCUUCCAUUUUCCAAAAUUCAGUUCGUUUUGUUCCGUAAUCAAUUUAGAAACGUUCUCAUAAGUCUACGUCAUUUGUCAUUACACAAUUAUUCUUAUAGUUCACAGUUUACUUAGAGAAACAUGCCCAAGAUUUUCCGAAACAUUUUACCGAUACUCAGCAUUAGAUAAAUUAAAAUCCGCAAUUGCGUACUAAAAGAACUCAAGAUGAAAUGGAACAAACAAUUAACUUCGAUAUGGGCAUCUAAUUAAAUAAAUAUGAGUAGACAAAUAAAUACAAGUACAAUAAAAUUCGCUACUUUAUAAAUCGUCUCUACCUAAGUAAAAAAUCUCUGGCUUUGUUCCUUAACCACUCCACUCACUGUAAGUUCAAAUAAUUUGGCGCUUUACUCACAUAGUCCCAUUCAGCUUGGUUGAUCCUGGACUGUUGGUAGCGAGAGGUAAUAGUAGCCAGGAUCGAGGUAGGCUGCGAGAGGUAUUGUUGUUAGCCGCGAUUGACUGCCCGGUUUACAAACUCCAGAAAUCUGUAAGGGUACAGAUUUUGAGAGAGUCGAGGUACACAGGAAGUUUAGUUGAACAACGGUUUAUUCCUAAGUUUCUCAGUUCUUCUAAGUUCCGCGAUUUUCUUAGAUUUACUAAGAUUUUCCAAGCGAAACUAAGCUUACAAAGUGGUUGUAUUUAUACUAAACUAUUAAGUUAAGUAGUUUCUAAGAAAGUCAAUAGUAUUCUUAUGCGCAAAAAUAGGUGCUAGGAGGUGGUAGAACUGAUAGAACAAAAGAUACUGAAAAUAUCGUAUCUCUAUAGCCAACUUCCUAUACAAGGAGGUGAAACGGUGGUUUAAAAGAAACCAAAUUCUCCUAAGAUUCUGUCGAAAGAAACCCUAGAUUGAAAAUAGGAAAGUAAGUAAAAUUUAGCUGAAAAUAGCCCAACUGAGAACAAAGAACUAAAAAGGUGUUAGCCAACAAGAUUUUAAUGAGAUAAAGAAAUAUGAUUAUGAUUCAAGUUUGGAAAUGAAAGUGAGAACUAUCUUCAGGUUUUAAUAAACGAACUUCGUUUACAGAACACGCUUAUUUUUUCAUUCCACAGCUGAAUACAUAUACUAAGGGAAGUUAUUAUUUCUGUCAGCUAUCGAACUUGUUUCUAUGUUUCUUAAGUAAGCUUGAAGGGGUGUUUGUUAACCUCAGUUAAACCUUUAAUUGCGAAAGACUGAAACCACACUAAUCUUAUGAUGUUUCCUACAAUUAACCGUGCUUCUAUUUUUUUGAUUGAUCCCAACACCAAUAAACCAAGAGGUCGGUGAAUAAAUCUUUAGCCAAAGACUUAACUAGCCAGCAAACGUUUGCUAGUAGAAUCUAAAGUGUGUCCAGCUGUUCUGACAGCUUGUAAACACCAUCUUUUGUCCCUUAACAAAAGAUAUUUGAGAUAUGAUGGAACUUUUGAUUUCCGAACCUACUUUAAAAACAAACUUUUUUAUACAUUAUAUAUCCUUGAGUAAAAGUAAAAUGCCCAACACCGAAAUAAAUACAAUAAAUUGAAUAAAUAUUAACGAUUACGAAGAGAAGGGCAUACAAUAAAGCAGACUUAACAAAAAUGUACCCUCUGUGUUUCAGUCAUUGAGAGAAGAAACUUGUUAGAACCAGACAUGUUUCCCGCAGAUUGUGCCAAGGAGAUUUGCAAAGAUCAUUUGCACACGUUAUUGUCAGUAGCACUUUCUAGUAACUUGAAUCAGGAAUUCCAGUGUUUUUAGCCAAUUCAGUAUGGGCGAGAUAUCUCUUCCUCGUAUUCUCAAACUGUAGUGGUUUAUCAAAAUACCAGGGAAGCAGUCAAACCAGAGUUGCUGACCAUAGCAAUGAAGGAGUUUCCAGUCAUCAUUUCUUGGUUCCUUGGUCAAAACAUUUUUCUGUUACGGUUUUCAAGUAACACCAGUGUUUCUCCAAUAGACGAUACUUUUUCAACUUGCUUCUUCAUAUUGCGGCACAAGCGUAAGUUCAUGUUGUAACCAUGACGAUAUAUAUAUGUCGCUGUUUGUUUUAAUGGAAUAGCUCAGUCAUGAUUAUUCCCUCUUCUCCACUUUAAGUCUUGAAAUUGAGUGAGCGCAGUUAAAGCCUAAAGAACACCAGCCAAUUUAAUUUUACAAUUAUCUGAGCUUAAGAUUACCUGACAACUAUCGGAAUAAAUUACACUAAUAUAGCUUAACUUUUUAGCUGAUUUAAUCUGUCUUUUUUUUUUUUAAUUUCAUUUCAAGUUUUGUUUAUUUAUGUUCCGCUUGGUGUUCAAACACAAUUUGAGCUCAAUGCUAAGUUGGUUUACAAAUUUCCAUCUUCGCAGACAAAAGAAAUUGUUUUUUACGAUAGUCGUAUUCUUACAAGUUAACCCUCGGAUGUACAACGGGGUCGGCGGGGGAGUGGAUGCCACUCUCCUCCCCCAUAAGGUUUUUCUCAGUUGUUUUCCUUGAGGAUAAAACAUCAGCAACUGACGUUUUCAGUAGCUGUUCGUUCAUCCCUUGCGCACUUUUUGAAACAAGUUUAGAGAUGGUCAGGUGCUAUGGUACGAGAUAUGACGUUAUAAGUAGCAGGUGUUCAAACCAAUUUUAGGAGAAAAUACAUGUUUUUUCAACUUCCUUAAAUUAUAAACAAUCAAAGUAAAUCUUGUGGCUAAAAUCAUGCAAAGUGCUUAUUUAUAUGUUAUUAUUCACGUAAAGCACAAAAAAUUACCAUUUCUCGCGGUUUGAACCUGAUUUCUAAAUCUUUUUUUAUUAUUUCUAACUUUUGGUAAAAUCCAAGAUGGCGACCAGUGUUGGUGACGUCACAGGCCUCCAGCAGCGCCACCACCCAUAAAAUAUACCUCCUCUUGUUAAGAAGAUCAAAGGCUUUCCACUAAAGUCAAAAUCGUUUCAAAAUACUGCAACAUAUCAAAAAACUCCGGGGGGGGGCUCCAUCCACCCCCUCUCCUUUGUACCCCGGUGGGGGUAUGAAUUUGCAUGUUCGUCUAAGGUUUAAGAUACUUAACAAUCACUGAAUGAGGCUGAAUAUCAUCUGAAGAAUUGUGGAGAUCAAGGCAGAUGUUACAGAUAACACCCUCUGAGAUCUCCAUAAUUCUUCAGAUGAUACGAAAGCCGAAUUGAAUAUCUUUUUUUAUUGUUCAUUUAAAGUAAUUCCUAGGGCGCUUUCCAUUUAGGAAAAAAACCCGGAAAUUUCGGUGGGAGCAAAAGUGGAAUUUCCGAUUGCUAAAAAGUUGUUCCAUUUGGCCUUACACCGGUACGCCUCGGUGCCCGACCGUGGACCUGGAACUGGUACAAACUACGAGAAAGGUAAAUGGAACACGACAUUCCGUUCGGAAAUUCCAACCGGGAAAACGGGCCCACCUUUUUAGAUUUUCCACUUUUUCUGGGAAUUUUCCAAUGAGACGAGCCGACGAAACGUGUUCCAUUUACCGCCGAACCAGAAAUUCCGGAAAUUUUGACUAAAUGGAAAGCGCCCCUAGUCUAAAAGUAAGCUAAAACAUGCAUCAUGCAUCUCCAUCUAAGCAUGUUUAGGAGAUAAAGGGUCGUUCAGGUCUGUAAAUAUUCUCCAGAUAGCAGAUACUUCGAGUUGCCUUCUUGCUGUUCUUGCUAUGUUUUUAGCCAACAUUUCGUCUUUUUCUUCCUCCUGAAACGAGUGAAAUGUUCUGCCAUUUUGUACUCACCACCAAAACAACUCAACCUCGUCCACAGGUCUUCUUGGUUAAAUCAAUAAUCUGGCAAUUUUGCUGCAAAAUUGAUGUUAUUUUAUACAUAUCAGAAACGGAGAAAUAUUUUGAAUAAAUAAUAAUGAUCUUUCUUUAGCAGUGAUGAUGAUCAAAGUUUAUUGUUCUUGCAGGUUACUGUAGCGGGUAACACAAACUCAAGAAAAAACAACACCAUCGACGAAAAUAACUCAGCAUGAUUGUUUCAUCAUCCGACUGCAUCAUCUGGGCAACCGUAUUCACCGCCGAGUUUGUUGCUAUAGUAACGGUGAAUCUCCUUUCCAUCAUUCUUUUUAUAAAGAACAGAAGCCUUCGCACUCGCAGCAUGUACUUGGUUAUAAGCUUAACCGUGGCUGACAUGUUGGUUGGAGGUCUUUCCGGGAGUGUCAGUCAGUUGGAUUUGCUUCGCAAUUGUCACUUUGUAAAUGUUUCUUUAGUAUAUCUGAAAGUUAUAAUUGUAAUACGCAAUCUUUUGCUUUUCUUUCCCUUUGUCUCUCUGACAAACAUUGCUGUGAUUUCUUUAGAGCGAUUUCACGCCACUUUUCGUCCAUUUAAGCAUCGACUGAUCAAGAGAUGGGUCUACGCGGUGGCAAUUGUUGUUGUCUGGGUUUUUCCUGUUAUUACAUUAGUCAUUCGUGAUAUAGAAUGGUUUCUGAUUAGACAUCACCUGUACUUGUGGGAAUCACACUGUUGUUUAUGUUUAUUUGUUAUCUUUGUUUCUUACACGUCCAUUGUCUUUAAGUUUCGUUUUGGAGCUCAUCGUCAACGCCAUUGUGCAGCUGCUUUAAGACAAAGAAAACUGACUGUCACAUUGUUUAUAACAACUUUAGUAUAUUUACUGUUGUGGCUACCAUACAACAUAUAUCUUUUUGUUGCCUGGUUAAGUGAUAUUUGUAAUUACCGUAUUGCUUAUCCAGAAGGUUUAAGUUUACGUUAUUUAUUGCGUUUUUUGUUUUAUGCAAACUCUCUUGUAAAUCCCAUUUUAUAUGCAAUAAGGAUGUCGGACUUU
Molecule: messenger RNA, 21944 nt
Organism: Porites lobata
Lineage: Eukaryota; Metazoa; Cnidaria; Anthozoa; Scleractinia; Poritidae
Source: the annotation of a GenBank genome assembly